Messenger RNA from Castor canadensis (American beaver), 3111 nucleotides. The record is from RefSeq and is a predicted model, not a curated record. NCBI's taxonomy places the organism in Eukaryota, Metazoa, Chordata, Mammalia, Rodentia, Castoridae.
AUGACCAAACCAGACCAAUCUGUGCUGAGUGAGCUCCAGCCACCCAAACUGGGUGUCCCAACAGCAGAAGGAGCAGCACAAGGAGAGAUGGCAGCUGAGGCUCCUGAUGACCACGACUCCUGCCCUACUGUCCCUGCCCAGGGCUGUGGAAAGCCACCUGACAAGAACAGUGCCUCCAGCUCCAGACCUGGGCUGUGGGCUGCGCCCUGUCCCCGGGACCCUGCCCUGCGCCCGCCCGGUGACGAUCGGAGCUGUCGCUACACGUCUGGCUGCCUCAGUCCCCCAGACCCAAGCCACGUGCGCCGGGCGGCAGAGGAACCCGGUCCUGGUCUUCCACCCAGUGAGCUUGCUUCCCCAGGGACGGAAGCCGCGUGUGGCAGGUGGGGUGGGCAGGGCAGGGACGCAGCUGGGGGAGAGAAGGCGUCGGGAGCCCGGGGUGCAGACGCAGGCGCCCCUCCGGAUAGCUGGGACAAGACUUCAGGUCGCGAGUGUCCCACGGCUUUCCUGCGGGUCCCAGGGGAGAGAGGACCCUGUGGGCGGGACCUUUCUCUCCAGGCCUCCCACCCCUUAGCGUGGGAACCCAAGUGGGCUGGGGCUGGGGAUGCUCGUCCUGGAAACACGCUAGUGGGCUCCGGCUUCAGCGUGGUGGUGGGAAGCCGCAACCCCAAACGCAUAGCUGGGCUCUUCCCCUCCUCUGUCCACGUGACUUUCCAGGAGCAGGCAGUGAGCUCUCGAUGAUAUCUUGGGCGGGUUCGGGAGCACUAUUACUGUGUGGUAGUUGACCAGCUAGCCGGCAAGAUCCUGGUGGAUGUGAGCAACCCAACAGGAAGAGGGCACUUCGAUCGAGUCUUGAUCGAGUUCCUGGCCAUCUCUCUUCCCGCCUGUAAUGGCGAGGUUAAUGUCAUCUCUGCCUGGACCCGGCAGGCUGGCCUCGGGGAUGGACAAGUGCCCAUCUGCAGUGACCAGCCAGAAGCCAAGCUCUCUGUCUCUGAGAUGGUGCAUGCCAUGGGCUUCAAACCUGUGGACAUGGGACCCCUGGCAUCCACCCGCGAGGUGGAGGCCAUGCCCCUGCACCUGCUCCCAGGCUGGAAGGUGCCCACCCUCCUGGCGCUGGGGCUGUUCGUCUGUUUCUAUGGCUACAACUUCAUCCGGGACGUGCUGCAUCCCUAUGUGCAGGAGAAUAAGAACAAGUUCUACAAACUGCCAGUGUCGGUGGUCAACACCACGCUGCCGUGUGUAGCCUACAUGCUGCUGUCACUGGUGUACCUGCCCGGCGUGCUGGCGGCUGCCCUGCAACUGCAGCGCGGCACCAAGUACCGCCGCUUCCCCGACUGGCUGGACCACUGGCUGCAGCACCGCAAGCAGAUCGGGCUGCUCAGCUUCUUCUGCGCAGUCCUGCACGCACUCUACAGCUUCUGCCUGCCUCUGCGCCGUUCCCACCGCUACGACCUGGUCAACCUGGCCAUCAAGCAGAUGCCGCCUCCUGCCUGUGCCCCUGCACCUGCCUGUCCAUCGCUGUCUACACCAGGUUUUGCCAAUAAGGGUUACCUGUGGGACGAGGAAGAAGUCUGGCGGAUGGAGAUAUACCUCUCCCUGGGCGUGCUGGCCCUCGGCACACUGUCCCUGCUGGCCGUCACCUCACUGCCGUCCAUUGCAAACUCACUGAACUGGAGGGAGUUCAGCUUUGUGCAGUCCACCCUGGGCUUUGUGGCGUUGGUGCUGAGCACCCUGCACACGCUCACCUACGGCUGGACCCGCGCCUUCGAGGAGAGCCGCUACAAGUUCUACCUGCCGCCCACCUUCACGCUCACGCUGCUGGUGCCCUGCGUCGUCAUCCUGGCCAAGGGCCUGUUCCUCCUGCCCUGCUUCAGCCGCAGACUCGCCAAGAUCCGGAGGGGCUGGGAGAAGGAUGGCGCGGUCAGGUUCACAGUGUCAACCGAGCAUGUCCUGCCGGAGAAAACAAGCCACGUAUGAGGCGCCAAAAACCAGGCACAGGGGGUUGCAGCCCUGAGCCUGUUUGGGUUUUCUUUCUGGAUGGUGCUGAGCAGAGUAACUGCGAGCAAAUGGGUGGUUUGGGGUUGGAAUUCCUGAGACACGAUGUACGCAGUACUAUUCAGAAUGGCACACCUGUGUGUGUGAUAUGUAUGUACAUAUAUUUCCUAUAUCUAACAGGAUUUGCGAUUAUACUUAGCUAAAAAGUUAAGUCCCUGAGAUUUCAAGGUAUAGAUUUAAAAGCAAGUGUCCGAUGUUAAACAACAGCUCACACUCUUGUGACAUUUGCAGAGGGACACUCACACUCUUUGUACCGAAGAAUCUUGUAUCGUUUGUCCCCCUCCCUUGCUCCUCUUUAGCUACAUCCCAAGGCUGGUGCAGAGAUGGAACUCUUAAGUGGCCAAGACACAACAGCUCUGGCUUUGCCCACCUUGCACCAGGAGCCACGGAGCAGGGGUGCAGAUCUGAUCUUCCUGCUGCCUCUGCAGCAGCAGGGGAGAGGAGGCUUAGCAGGAACACAGUGAGGGGCACAGCUGGAGUCUGUGCUGGAGCCAUUGAAGAUUGGUCCUUUGCAGCAUAGGGGAGGGCAGGGGAUUGGGGCCGAAGCUAUUCCACUUGAGCCUCACUGAGCUAAGGGGUUUUCCCCCUGCCCUGAAAGUCUGAAGUCACCACAGAGCCUGCAAAUUGAUCCUCUUGUGAGGGUGUGAAAGUCACCUCUGAACUGGAGCCACUAAUGAACCCGGUGUUCAGAGCUAGUGUAAUUGCUUUCUCUCCAUUAAGUGGGUGGUGACCGUUUUUUAAACCACUGUGCCUUCUCGCCUUUUCCAUCAUUAAUUUAACUGUCUCCCAGGAAGGCCUGCAGCAGACCCCUGACAAAUCGGGUGUCGGGGAGGAAUGGCAGUACUCCCUGAGUAUCACCCCUGCCUAGACCCUCUUGGACCUGCCCUGCUGAAGGACUGUCUUCAUUAAUUUGAGUCUGUGGGAAAAUAACAGACCUGUUCAAAUGUCCUCUGCUGCCUCUGGGCAGAAAACCACACUAGCUCCUAGGUCCUCCUCACAGGGUACAGUGGUCCCCUUAUUUUCAGUUUCAACUUUGUUUCAGUCACCCAGUCAACCGCA